UAAGGAAUCUGUCAAAAAACACGUGCCACGAUGGAUACCGGGCAGCAUGCAAUAGAUCUUAUUCAUCAAGAUAUUGUGAAAAAUCACCUUCAAGUUACAGCUUUAAUACAAGAUAUUCAGCAAUGUACAGGUCCUUUAGAAUUACUUAAUGAAUUAAAUAUAGAAGGUAGAACAAAAAUAACAGCUUUAAAGACAUCUAUAGAUAAUUUAGCAUCUGUAGCAGAAAGAGAACCUUCAGAAAAAAAAAAGACAGAAUUAUUGGCAGAAGUGGAUACAUACAAACAACAACUUAACACUUCAUUAGCUGCAUUUCGUAAAGCCAAUAUUAUUAGUGUAUGUGUAAUAGAUGAACUUGCCAAAGAAGAAUUGCUCUCUAUGUCUGAAGAGCAUCAAGCUGCUGCACGUAGAAGACAUGACAAACAUAGUUUAGCAAAUACAUCAAGUCAACUUUCUGACAAACUUUUAAGUAUAUCUAGACAUUUAGCUGAAACAACCCAAAGAAGUGCAGACACAUUGGAUACAUUAAUAAUAUCAUCGGAUAAAGUUACAAGUACCAAAGAUGAAUUAGAACAUCAACAACAAGUUAUAGUUCAAUGUGGAAAACUCUUAGGCAAAUAUGGUAGGAGGGAAGUUACUGAUAAAGCUUUAGUAGCAUUAGCAUUUGCAUUUUUUCUUGCCUGUGUUUUUUAUAUCUUACAAAAAAGACUAUUUUAAAAGUACAAAAUGUUAUACACAGAAGAGUAAAAAAUAUAUUUUUCAGA
Eufriesea mexicana is the source of this 761-nucleotide messenger RNA. RefSeq names its product vesicle transport protein Sec20 (gene Sec20). Lineage: Eukaryota; Metazoa; Arthropoda; Insecta; Hymenoptera; Apidae. Gene Ontology annotation, molecular function: SNAP receptor activity. Gene Ontology annotation, cellular component: endoplasmic reticulum; SNARE complex. Bases 31 to 714 code for a protein of 227 amino acids. The transcript has 3 exons. The record is from RefSeq and is a predicted model, not a curated record. Gene Ontology annotation, biological process: retrograde vesicle-mediated transport, Golgi to endoplasmic reticulum.